Molecule: messenger RNA, 2835 nt
Organism: Oldenlandia corymbosa var. corymbosa
Lineage: Eukaryota; Viridiplantae; Streptophyta; Magnoliopsida; Gentianales; Rubiaceae
Source: the annotation of a GenBank genome assembly
CACUCAUUACCACUUGGACUCAAUCAGUCGGUUAGACCAAUCUUUUCCAUUUGAUGAUGUGAUUAUUUCAUUAUAAUCCAUAUCAUGACACAAAAACAUCAAAACGAAAGUAAACGAAAUGAUGAAACUUUCAACGGCUUCUCAAGUCUUUCUAGUCUUCUUACUUUUAUUCAACAUUUGCGCCAUUAAACUCGUCGCAACAGCUCAAUCAGACUUCCGGUUUCAAUCCAUUGACGGCGAUGAAUAUGCUAAUAAUUUUGACCCAAUGCAGAUUGAUGAUAAUGAUUUCGAUAACAAGAACAACAAUGAGCAAUGCAAAGCCUGGCUUGUUCAAUCCAUUCCCACAGACAUGCCCCAGCUUCCUCGGGUUCCCGGGGUUCUCUCCACUGCGGAUGUUUUUCGGUGGUUGGCUGGGAACUCUUCAAAAAGUCUGGAUAUAAUUGCACAGUACUGGCAAUUGGUAGCGCACCCUAAUGAUCCCCGCUCUGGAGAUUAUGGUUACUCAGAAGACGAGAUGCAGAAGUUUGGAGCUAAUGAGGGCUUUGAAGUGUAUAGAGCAUUAGAAGAUGCUGCUGACAGAAAUAUUACAAUUAGAUUUUUACAGCACUCUGGAGUUUAUCCUGAUUUUACGGAGGAACCAUCCAAACUCGCAUCAGGAAGGCCAAAUGUCAAGAAUGUGACUUUAUUACUUGGUGACUGGUGGGGAUCAGGCAUAGUUCAUGCAAAGGUUUGGAUCUCUGAUGAUCAAGAUGUUUAUAUUGGAUCUGCAAAUAAUGACUGGAAAUCUCUUACUCAGGUGAAGGAACUAGGAAUUUAUCUUGUUGGUUGUCCAGCUAUUGCGAGAAAAGUAACGAUGUAUUUUUCCAACCUUUGGAAGCUUGCCCAUCUGAACUCUUCAUCGUGCACUAAAUUUGCAUUUGAUGAACUAUGGCAAGUUACGCGAAAGGUUCCUUGUUGGUCACAUUUUCAUCAUCCAAAAGAACGGUGCAGAACACCCCUUCAAGACACUGUGAAGACACCUCAUGUAGCCGGCUAUCCCCCACUAUCAGACCCUUCUAUUUUCCAUGUAUCAAUUGAAACACCUGCAUUUCCUGAUUCAGCAUUGGAGCCUGAGUCUAGCUAUCUAUCCUUUGCUCCUCCUGAGCUAUCGUUUGGCAAGUGUCUGACUGAUGAACAGGCCUGGGUGGAUACUAUCAAAUCUGUAGGAGAACAUUCAACUCUUAGAAUUAGUACAAUGGAUUGGCUCGGUCAGUCACAGUACACAACAGAAAAAAUCUAUUGGUCUUCCCUUUCUUCUGCUGUUUCUGAGGUAAUUUCCUACUAUUUCAUUACAAAUUUUUCCGGAUUUGUUGAUGCAAGUUGAAGUUGCAGCUUAUAGUUUAACAAGCUCGCCAAUGGUAAUUUCAACUUCUACUAUUUAUUUCCUUUGUGCUGGAAUUUCAUUUGUUAUUUGAAUCUUGACCAUAGUUGCAGGCAUAUAUGUUUAAGGAAAUCCUGUUGCAACAAUAAAGUACAGAUGUUACUUGAUUAUCUGAUGCUUAUUUGCAAUAUAAGAAAAAUAGAAAAAGAUGUCUGAUUCUGUAGCAGAUUGUUGGGAGCAAUAAGUGCAGUUUGUUAACCCCAAUUUGUGUAGACUUGAAAAAAGUAUGCCAAGCCCUCUAUUCUCAGAAGACAUGAACAACUUUGAUAUGUUCAUAGGCAGAAUAGUUUCACGAACUGCAUCUGGUUGAAGCAUUCUUUGGAUGAUCAUCAUAUCUGAUCUUUGCGUCUUUGCUAUGUAGGCUGUCUUUUCCAAGCAUGCAAAUGUUAAGAUACUGGUUGCAUACUGGGCACAUUUUAUAAACAACACAGAUGAGUACUUGAAGUCUCUGCUGUAUACCAACAAUUUAUGCUCCUCUUCAAGGUAUAACAAAUGUUCAGGCAAAGUUGAGAUCAAAUACUACAUCGUGCCAGGGUAUAAACUAACUGGACCAGCGAUAAAAAAUGGUUCUGCCACCGGAAAUCUUUAUCCAGGGUAUACAAGGGUCAACCAUGGAAAAUAUGCAGUUAGUGAUGUAAGAGCUCACAUUGGGACCAGUAACCUGGUGUGGGACUACUUUUAUACUACCGCCGGGGUCAGCUUUGGAACAUAUAACCCCGCCAUUGUUUCACAGCUUCAAGCAAUAUUUGAUGCUGAUUGGAAUUCACCAUAUGCUGUGCCUGUUGAACCACUGGAAGGAGGAGGACGUUCAUGGCAAAGUUGAUGGUGCUCUGUUGUAAAGAAUUGCUCGGAAAAUGAUUGCUCUUGUUAAGUUCUUCAAGGAUGCAAUGUUGAUGCUGAAAAGUUCUUUGUUCAAUCUCUUACAUAGCCCUUUGGAAUGAUCACAAUGGUAGGUUAAUUACUUGACAUUGUGUUCUCUUACAGAUUUCGAUUCUCAUAUUGGUCUUUCAUAGCUUUAGGGCAAAUCUUUCACUCAUUGAUCAUUAUCGAUAAACUUAGUCCAAGACUCUUGCACUCCAUAAUCCUUCUUGAUACCCAAUAAAUUAAUGACUUAAUCGUCAAAUGAUGCAAAAAAGCAAGCAAGAGAUCCUUCAAGAACAGUGAGGUUAGCGACACUCAGAUCAACAUCUCUCUAGGAGGCGGUUACUUUUCAUGAGCCAAGUCGAAACAAAUUGUAGCUAAAGUAUAACCUGCAGUUUUAGUGACUUUAGCCAACCAAUGUAACCAUGCCAAUCUCUUAGUUCUUACACUGUAAACAUUCCCAAACGUUUCAACAUAAUCCAGCUCAAUCACUUCAUCCAUCUGCGGAAGUGUGAGAAUUUUGUAAUCACCAUUGCUAUCCACACUGUUUGGGG